This is a messenger RNA of Arachis stenosperma, 987 nucleotides long. RefSeq lists its product as uncharacterized. The transcript is spliced from 2 exons. Bases 157 to 669 code for a protein of 170 amino acids. Lineage: Eukaryota; Viridiplantae; Streptophyta; Magnoliopsida; Fabales; Fabaceae. The record is from RefSeq and is a predicted model, not a curated record.
GAUGUUUCCAUUGAUCAUUUCAGGUAACAUCAAAUUGAUAACUGAUAUAUGAAGGUUGAAUGAUAAACAUUCAUGAACAUCUGAACACAAGUUUCCACCAAAGUAUAGUUAUUAGUUAAUACUGCAGAAGCUUAAUUAGCAGUUAGAUAUCCAAUAAUGGAGAAGAAGCUCAUUAGGCCAUGUGACAGAGAAUACAUGAGGAUGGCCAUGCUAAAACAUGAACAAACUUUCAAACAACAGGUGUAUGAACUUCACCGUUUGUAUAGGAUUCAGCAGGCACUGAUGAAAAAGAUGGAAGGCAGCAGCAGCAGAAUCAGUGAAAUUGAAGAGUCAGAGAUUGAGUUGACUCUAGGGCCUUCAAGUCACUACAACCGUAAGAAAGUUGUUGAGGCAUCACCUCUAACUUCAGAUUCAGGUCAAAGCUUUUCUUCUUCUUCUGGUUCUGGUUCUGGAUCCUGUUUCAUACACAACAACACAAGUUUCAAGACCCAUCAAUAUCAUAGCAGCCAUAGAGAAGAAUUAGGUGGAGGCAUUAUAGGCCUUGUCCAAGUGCCACAUUCAAGUAGUGGUGUUAGAAACGGUUACCAUAUUAUUGAAGAACAAUCAAGACUAGAGAGAUCAAAACAGCCACCUUCACUUCUUCAAGUAUUGAGCCUUAGCAUUACAUGAGAAUUUCUAUGGUCAAUGUGAUACAUAUAUAUAUCUGCUUAAUUUACUACUGUUUUGACUAUUAUCAAGUGCAGUUUUAUGAUGUCUUGUGUAUAAAGUACUAAGUUUUAUGGUUUAACCGGUUAUGGUGGCUAAUAUUUCUUUGAUUUUGUGACUAGAAGUUACAUGAUAUUCUUUUUCUGUCAUCAACGUUUAUCAUGAAAACGUUCCUUUCAUGCCAACCAACCAUGUCUAUUUCAGGCUUUGUGGAGGCCUGAAAAUAGAACAAGAAAUUCAAUCCUUCAAAGAAAGCAUCUUUUGAAUAUGACAAAAUUCAUA